AUGUCUCUCCCCCAGCCCCAACCAGCCAUCUACAGUCUCCCUAACGAGACCCUGGUCGAAAUCGCGGAGAAGGUCUACUACGAACAGUCACAGAUCCUGUUACGCGGCGACCCGAACUCCAACAUGGAUAUCACCAAUUGCUCGCUUGUUUCGCGGCAGUUCAGCGCCGUCUUUAGGCCCUUGGCUUUCAGGACGAUAUACCUCCACCCUCACAAUGUGCACUGUGCAGUGUCGGACAGACCCAUCCACGUCUUACUUGGGAGACUCUCGGUCUUGUUGAAUCGGAACCCAGAAAUUGGUGGCUGGAUUCGGGAACUGCAAGUUCGAGUUGACGAUCGGGACGCCGAAGCAAUGAUUCGGAAAGACGACUAUUCAUCUUUUGUGGAUGUCUUGGACAAGGCCACUGCCCUAACAAGCUUUGGGUUUGUCGGCGGGCCUAUGCCCUUCUGGGGAUCGCUGGAUCAGGAUAUCCGAGCAGCGUUGCAACGGGUUUUCCAAAUGAAGACGCUGGAGAAACUCGAGAUCGGGGGGAGUAUGGUGCCCCUGCGUAUACUUCUAUCGAUGUCGCCCGUUCGGGACCUGGUGUUGGUGGGUUGUAGGGUUGUUCAGAGGGAUAAUGCCGCAGAGAAAUUAGACGAGUCGAUGGAAUCUGUUCAGGCGACACGACUUCGCACCCUCCGCUGCCAAGUGAACUCAGUGGCCCACCUCCCGCAUUUCCGUAGUGCGCCUGAAGCGUUCGCGCAGCUGAGAGUGCUGACGGCCAUUGUUGGGCUUGGCAACUUGCAUCCUGGUGCGGAGCAAAUACAAGCCAUCUGA
This is a messenger RNA of Coprinopsis cinerea okayama7#130, 816 nucleotides long. RefSeq lists its product as hypothetical. The transcript has a single exon. Bases 1 to 816 code for a protein of 271 amino acids. NCBI's taxonomy places the organism in Eukaryota, Fungi, Basidiomycota, Agaricomycetes, Agaricales, Psathyrellaceae. The record is from RefSeq and is a predicted model, not a curated record.